CACACCUGGAAGUAAGGAACAGCCAGACAGCAGUGCCGGCAGACAGGUGGGCAGACGGAGAAUUAAAGCUUCACAAAUACUCGCCGAGAGACAAAGUGUAGCUUUGUUCUCAGAGGCACAGGAAGCCCAAACCAGGCAUGUGUUGUGGAUGUUUUACUCUGUUAUCUAAGGUAGAUAGGUGAUUCGCUGGGGAUUGGAAGCAGUUGUCUUUUUUUUUUUUUUUUUUUGAGUAGUAUAUAGCACCAGACAGCAGAGAGUUUGAAUUGACUGGCCAGCUCUGGAACAGGAUGACCUUUUGUUGUGGACAUUGUUAAAAAAAACAAUAUAUAAAAAGAAGAAGACAAGAAGAAGAAGAAAUAGCACCUAUCUCUGGUGGAGGAAUUCCGGCCUGUCAGCUAUUUUUGUUCCUGCCUUGCUUUCACUGUUUUGUGAAAGGAGACGUAAAAAGGAAGGAAGGGGCAAGCCAGAGAGAGAACGAGGAGGGGAGACAGACAUAUGCAGUCUGAACAUCUCGGCGAGUUUCAGUUGUUUUCGGAGGCUGCUGAGACGAGUACAAGUGACUCCUCAGCGAUCGCUCUUCUUCUCCUUGGUCCCAGAAGAAGUGAAGAGGCAACAUGGUUCGGUGGUUCCACAGAGACAUCACAGGCCUGCAGGCCGAGGAACUGCUGAAGUCUCGGGGCAUGCACGGCAGCUUUUUGGCUCGACCCAGCAAGAAAAACGUGGGAGAUUUCUCCCUGUCCGUCAGGGUGGGUGAGCUGGUGACCCACAUCCGCAUCCAGAACACGGGGGACUACUACGACCUGUACGGCGGGGAGAAGUUUGCCACCCUGUCAGAGCUGGUGGAAUAUUACACGGCUGAGAAUGGCAUCCUCCAGGACAAGGAUGGCACCAUCAUCGAGCUCAAACAUCCCGUCAACAGCUCCGACCCCACCACAGAGAGGUGGUACCACGGUCACCUGUCGGGGCCGAAUGCAGAGAAGCUGCUCAGUGGAAGAGAUGAAUCAGGGACCUUCCUGGUUAGAGAGUCGCUGUCCAAACCCGGAGACUUUGUCCUCUCCGUUCUGACAGAUGAGAUGGGCAAAAAUGGAGGAAAGAGGGUCUCCCACAUCAAGAUAAUGUGCCAGAAUGACAGGUAUACCGUGGGAGGCUCAGACAUGUUCGACACACUGACAGACCUGGUGGAAUUCUACAAGCGUAAGGGCAUCGAGGAGAUAUCCGGAAACUGGGUUUUUCUCAAACAGCCAUAUUACUCCACCCGAGUGAACGCGGCGGACAUCGACAGCAGAGUGAAACUGUUGGACCAGACCACAGGGAAGCAGCAGGAGAGUGAGGGGGAGAAGAGCAAGGCGGGCUUCUGGGAAGAAUUUGAUACUCUCCAAAAAUGGGAGGCCAAGGUGAAAAAGAGCAGAGAAGAAGGCCAGAGACCAGAAAAUAAGAGCAAAAACAGAUACAAGAACAUCCUUCCUUUCAAUGACACCAGGGUCAUCCUGCAGGACACUGAUCCGAAUGUCGUGGGCUCCGAUUACAUCAACGCCAACUAUGUGAAAAACACCCUGAGGGAAGCAGAUGACAAAAUUUACAUCGCCACUCAGGGAUGCCUAGCAACAACUGUCAAUGAUUUCUGGCAGAUGGUAUGGCAGGAGAAGACGAGUGUGAUCGUCAUGACGACGAGGGAGGUGGAGAAAGGGCGGAAUAAAUGUGUGCCAUACUGGCCGGAACUUCACACCUCUAAGGAAGUGGGACCUUAUGUGGUGACCUGUGAGUCGGAGAGGGAAGCUACUGAUUAUAAAGUGAGAGUUCUGGAGAUUGCUCCUCUGGACAAGCCAAAACUUUCUCGUCCUGUUUGGCACUACCAGUACCUCAGCUGGCCCGACCACGGCGUCCCUCAGGAGCCUGGCGGUGUCCUCAGCUUCCUCACUCAAGUGAACGCUAAACAGGAGGAAUAUCCCAACUCCGGACCCAUGAUCAUUCACUGCAGUGCUGGAAUCGGUCGUACAGGCACCAUCGUGGUGAUUGACAUGAUCAUCGAGACCAUUAACACUCUAGGUCUGGACUGUGAUAUUGACAUCCCUAAGUACAUCCAGAUGGUGCGAGAGCAGCGCUCUGGGAUGGUGCAGACUGAGGCCCAGUAUAAAUUCAUCUACCUUGCUGUGUCUCAGUACAUUCAGACCACCAAGGCCAAAGACAGCGCCUCCAUGGAAGCGGACACGGAGUAUGGAAAUCUACAACUCAAACACCAGCCAGCGAGCAGGAAGGUGUCAAAAAACGAGGAUGUUUACGAGAAUCUGUCAAAAGGAAAGAAAGACGCAAAAAAGUCGAAGUCAGACAAGAAAAGCGGCUCAGUGAGAAAAAGAUAAAGGAGGCCGGCAGAUCUUUUUUUUUUUUAAUCAAAGUAUGUCGUGUUAUAUUUAUGCAGGCACUCUUUUCUUGAGGAAAUCUUUGAAUGCAGGCCUAAUGUGAAGAAAUCAAAUGAAAGUUCAAAGACAAAAACAAGAAACAUCUCAUUUGCCAGGUGAAUGCUUACUGAUGUGUUAAAAAUAAAGGCAACGUGUACACUU
Molecule: messenger RNA, 2558 nt
Organism: Mugil cephalus (flathead mullet)
Lineage: Eukaryota; Metazoa; Chordata; Actinopteri; Mugiliformes; Mugilidae
Gene: ptpn6
Product: protein tyrosine phosphatase non-receptor type 6
Exons: 16
Coding region: 615-2357 (580 amino acids)
Biological process (GO): protein dephosphorylation
Molecular function (GO): protein tyrosine phosphatase activity
Source: RefSeq, a predicted model, not a curated record